Lotus japonicus is the source of this 2232-nucleotide messenger RNA. Its product is annotated as KH domain-containing protein HEN4. Gene Ontology annotation, molecular function: mRNA binding. Lineage: Eukaryota; Viridiplantae; Streptophyta; Magnoliopsida; Fabales; Fabaceae. The transcript has 7 exons. Gene Ontology annotation, cellular component: cytoplasm; nucleus. Bases 147 to 2066 code for a protein of 639 amino acids. The record is from RefSeq and is a predicted model, not a curated record. Gene Ontology annotation, biological process: regulation of gene expression.
AGAAAUACAAACAUGACCUAAAGCCUAUAACUAAGUAACUAACUGUAACCAACUGACAGAGGCACGUGUACAGUAAGUGAAAGUAACCACAAAAGGGUGUGAAUCUAGAAGCAUUGUUGCAGUGGAAGUGUGGUUUCUUUCACGUGAUGUCCUCCAACAACAACAACAAGCGCCGCCAUGUCCCCCCGGCACCACCGGAAACUGUUUUCCGAAUUUUAUGUCCGGCCGCCGCAAAGACCGCCGACUUACUGGGCCUCGCCGGCGAUGGAGUUAACAUUCACGUUGACGACUUCGGCGGCGGCGACGAUCGCCUCGUUACUAUUGUCGGCGCCGCCGAACAUCCCGCUUCUUGCGGCGGCGAUGAGUCGCCGGCGCGGCUUGCCUUAAUUAGGGUUUUUGAGAGAAUGGUGGAGGAGGAGAGCACGACUUCGAAUUCCGCGGUGGCGUGUACUUUGGUGGCGCCCAGCUAUCAGGUUGGAAGUAUACUCGGGAGAGGUGGCAAGUUUGCUGAGAAGAUCAGGCAAGAGAGUGGAGCUCAGGUUAGGGUUUUGCCCAAGGACCAACCUCCUCUUCCUUCUCCUGGUGAUGAGUUCAUUCAGAUAACGGGAAACUUUAAUGUUGUAAAGAAAGCGCUUCUUUCUGUUUCGAGCUGUCUCCUGGAUCAUGCGAGGAUGGAUGCUGAGAAUUCUGGUGCUUUUGUACCGUCUGGGCCUGGGAUAGGUCAUGGAAUGGCACCUCCUGCUCAGGGUGAACCUUAUCCUCAACGGGGUUACGCGCCAGGCCCUUAUGGUCCUGAUCAUCAUCCCAGAGGGUAUUCUCCUUUUCCGGGUCCUGAGAGCGCUGGACCUUCUCAUAGAAUGUUUGUCGAAGAGGAGGUUGUCUUUAAGCUAUUGUGUCAGCAAGAUAAAGUUGGUAGUCUUAUUGGGAAAGGUGGUUCGGGGGUGCGGGCUCUGCAAAAUGAAACUGGUGCAUCUAUACAAAUUGUGGAGGCUGGACCUGAUUCGGAUGAGCGAGUGAUUGUGAUAUCUACGCGAGAGAAUUCUGACCAGAAGCAUUCUCCUGCCCAAGAAGCUCUUUUUCGCGUUCAUUGUCGACUUACAGAGAUUGGAUUUGAACAAAGUAAUGCAGUUACUGCUAGGCUCCUUGUGCGUUCACCACAGGUAGGCUUCCUCUUGGGCAAAGGAGGUCAUGUUAUCUCUGAAAUGCGAAGAGCCACAGGUGCUAGUAUUCGUAUCUUUUCAAAGGAACAGAUUAAAUACAUUCCUCAAAAUGAAGAAGUUGUACAGGUUACUGGGACCUUACAAUCCGUACGAGAUGCCUUGUUUCAUAUAACCAGCAAAAUUCGAGAAAUCAUUUUCCCACUGAAGACCCCUCCUCCAAAUUUUGGUGUGCCGCCACAUUUGCCACCAUUUCCAGAGAUGCCACCUCCUCCAAAUUUUAGUGCACCGCCACAUAUGCCACCAUUUCCAGAGAUGCCACCUCCUCCGUCUAGGCCAAGAAAUCACUUGAUGUCCUCUGGCCACCCCCCUCCUCCAGUUGGGUUUCCUCAUGGGAUGGAGCAUUCAUCUGCUCCCCCAAUGCCUGUUGAUCAUCAGCAUGCAUAUUUACAUGGCAUGAAUCGUGGUCCACCUUCUCUAGCCCCACCACCCCCUCCAGCACCACCAAACAUGGAUCGAGUUCCCUAUCCUCGUGGUUAUGAAGGACCAAAUUCUCCUAGAUCAUGGAAUCCUCUGGCAGUGCAAAGAGGAAAUCCAGGAGGGACAGCUGAUACUUCUAGUUUGUCUUCAAGAACUGGGACUCCUGGAAACAAUGGAAACCCCUUACAGAAUGCUACUAGCUCGACCGUUGAGAUCACCAUCCCUCAUAUGUAUUUAAGCCACGUGUAUGGGGAGAACAAUAGUAACUUAAUUGACAUUAGACAGAUAUCUGGUGCAAACGUUGUGGUUCAUGAUCCAAAGGCUGGAGCCACCGAAGGUCUGGUCAGUGUAUCUGGAGCACCUGAUCAAAUUAACGCUGCUCAAUGCCUAAUACAAGCUUUUAUCUUAUGUGGGCAGACUACAGCUUGAGACUGCAGGGACAAAGGUUUUCUAUAAGCGGUUUUCAAGUUUAUACCUUUAAGGUCUUGUAAUUCUUGUACUAUCAUGUUAGAGAUGUUCAUAUCAAGGUUGAAAUACUACUUUGUGAAUUGUACGUUCAGCUGACAUAAAUUUAUUCAGAUUUUCCAGCGCCAAA